This is a messenger RNA of Menidia menidia (Atlantic silverside), 5669 nucleotides long. The record is from the annotation of a GenBank genome assembly. Lineage: Eukaryota; Metazoa; Chordata; Actinopteri; Atheriniformes; Atherinopsidae.
UUUAUUUCAAAUGUAGAUAGAGCUUAAAAUUUUUGUGAAUAUCAAAUUUUUCUGUUUUGUUUUAAAGAGUCUAUUAUUUCCAAACAACCAACAGACCGACUGGUACCCUUUUAAUAUUAAAGGCUUAGCCGGAAAUGGAAUAUUUGCAUUGUUUUUCGUUGUUACCCCUAAGGAGUCGCCCGUUUUCCCGUUUUUACAAACUUCUGGAGAGUGUUCUGUCCUUACUUUUCCUUCUUUGGUGAAUAUGUGCGUGCGUGUGCGUAAAAAUCUGUGAAACGGCAUACACGGUUUGUCUCUAAAAAACGGAAAUUCAAGGAGGAUGUUGCUGCGUGAUGUAGACGUAGUUAAAGUUGAAGUUUCAGACGAAAAUCUGAGGAGAUGUUAUCCUUCUUUAACAGUGGCACCAUGCAGAAACAAUGCAGCCAGUUAGCUAGCGGCUGUCUCUGCUGGUAGCCAUACCGCCUAAACGAAUGUUUCGGGGACACUUAAUCGUGGAGAGGCUAACGAUAUGGUCAUUUUUCUUGAAUAUCGAAGUCAGUGGGUUGUUUUCACCUUCCCUGUCCUGUCCUUCCUCCUGUCACGGUGUGGCAGUGCUUGGUGCCUCUGUGGACAGAGCUGGACGUAACGGGACCUCUCUGGGUUCAUCAUGGCACUCCUCACCACCUCCUUACUCAGGGAACCAUGGGAGCACUUGUUCUGUCCAUCCAAAGCAGCAUGACCCAGGAGGGACACCAGCAGACUUGAAUUUGCUCAGGAUUGAAGGUGCAAUGGAGUUCAGUGGGCCCAUGAUGUCAUUUGGGGGGAGUCCACUCUCCUCCUCAGCCCCUGCUGGUCCGUGGGGGCACUCUGUUUACUCCUCAUUUACCUACGUGUCAAGCGUCUUGCACCUUCGAGGCAGCAGAAGCACACUCACGAGACACGGUCCGCGUCACCCCCUGCCCCAGGUUCAGAAUGUGGCACCUCCAUCUUCAUUUGGGGUCAAGUUUCACAAGUGUGCACAGGUGAAGGUUGACAGCAAUCCCCCUCAGCUGACGUUCUUCCUGCUGAUUCACAACUUGAGUCCUAUGGGUGGCACCAAUCUGUCUCAGGUGGCAAUCCGGGACUCCAUUUCUGGAAUUGUUCCCCUAAAAACUGAAGGCAGGGUGGUAGAACGAGGCUACCAAACAUUUGCAAUCGACUCACUGCUGGCCGGAUCUCAAGUUGUGGUUAAUUAUACCGCUCAUAUACGGAAUCACAAGAGUGAAAUCCUUGAUCUUCCUGCUUUCCUCACCUUUUCUAAUGCCUCACAGAAUGAUGUCAGUAUGUUCGGCCCGUUAACAGCUAAUCUAACGCUGAGGGUGAAUUCUACUGACAUGAUCUAUCCAAACCAUGGAGUCCAUUUUGCUGGAUUUGUUGCUGGCUUCUUAGUCACUUUGGUGCUGAUGUCACUGGGCUUCCUUGGCAUGAACCUGACUGGUCCUGGAUCAAGACUGAACCUUCUUGUGCAGAAGAGGAACAGAGGCGAUCCUGACCCAGAGUACGCAGACUGUAACAUGAGUGAGACAGUCAAAGAUGAGGCCACAUUUGAAGAUAAGAUGGUGGAUGUUAUGGUGCUGGAGGAUCUUCAAAACAUGUACCAGGCUCUGGAGAACCUGGAAAUGUCUUCGCUGCUGCACGCUACCAAUAAUUUGGAGGCCACCCGGAUUCAGAUUUACAAAGAUGUUAUGUCCUGCUUACUUGGAGGCCUGAGAUCAAAAGGCCAGGCCAGCACUCAGGCUCAGCAGAGGCUACUAAGUGUGCUUCACGGACAGCUGCUGGGCAUGGAGGGGCGCCUGAAAGAGGAGCGAGGGGUCCGUAUGGCUGCACUGGCUGGUCAAUGUAAUCUGGAGACUCGAGAAGAAAUGGAAGCAGAGCAUCGCAGAGAAGCUGCUGAGAAAGCCCAGGCAGAGCUGCUCUGUCAACAUGCUGACCAACAGGAGCUCCUCCAGUGCAGUGUCCUCCUGGAGAAAUUUCAUAAACUGAGCCAGAACCGGCUUCAGCGUAUCCUGUUGGUCCGCCAUGAAGAAGCAUCCGCAAAGGUCCAGAGGCAGAUCACUGAGUGGCGACGGAUGGAGCUGCACAAAAUCUUCUUAGAGGAAUUGGAGGAGUCAACUAAGAUGGGCGAAUUGGACAAGGACACUGCAAAAAAUCUGCAACAGGAGUACUUUACUUUUCAGGACCAGCUGGAGGACGUUCUGGAUGUAGUGCUUGCCAAUCAGCGUUAUGUGCUGGCUGAACGCAGCGCACAGAGGAAGUUCCUGGUGCACAGCCUGCACAGCCUCAACAGCCUGAUCUCUGACACCUUCUCCAGCUCCUCCAGCAACUUAGACAGCUGGUUCACAGACAUCAGGAGAGGGAGCAUCAUACCUGCAGAGCAAAUAGACCAGCUGCAAGAGAAAGCCCAGAAAGAGCUCCUGAUGGUCAGGCAAAGAAUGGAUGAGACCCUAAAUCAAGAGAGGAGGGCAAUGCGCUGUAGUCUGAUUAAGAAGAGAAGGGAGCUCAUUUCUGACAUGGUCAGGGUCCACAAACAGAGACAGAGAGAUUUGUCAGCCAUGUCCAAGGGUGUGGAGGAAAAGAUCGAGUUAGCUCAGCACCUGCGCUGUUGGCAGAACUUACUGACAGCUCACAGCUUUGAGCUCGCAGAGCUCAUCAACAACCUGGACGAGGAGGCAGCCGCAGACAUCCGCAAGGUGGCAAUGCGUGUGAUCCAGGGAGCCAUAGCUGACAUCAGAUCCAUCCAGCCCUCUGCAGCACAGGCUCUCCAAACACUCCUGCCUCCAGGAAGGAAACACCCCCAGCUGCAGGUGGAGUCAGAGGUGGGAACAGGACAGGCCACGGGGCAAGGGACCAGCGCUCUCCUGCAGGGCCAGGAAAGGCUUCACCAGGAGGGCAAGGCCGCCUUACGCACCCUGAGCUGCACCAGGGAGGCUCUGCAGGAAGCCAUGGAGAAGGAGCUGCAGGAGCAGAGGGAGCUCAGGGCACGCUGCAGGGAUUUCUUCAGAUGUUUGUGUUUAUCUCAGCUGACUCUGUCUGAGGAUGAGAGGCUGAGGAUGGAGCUAGAGUUUCAGAAGUGUCUGUCUGUGAUAGACCGCUGUCUGGUGCUCCCUCAUGCUGUCUCCAGAACCAAAAUACACAUCGCCCUGGAUACGUGGAGAAAAGAGAGUGAAGAACAGAUGACAAAUGUGCAGUCCAAGGGGAAAACCGUAGAAGUCAGGAAGAAAGCAGACACAUCUGACCUUUUGCUUUUCCAGAAAAGGCUGCAGGACAGGAUUCAGCUGUUUGAGAAAGAGAAGGAGAUGGAGAGUGGUAUGAUGAAUGAGGUGCUGGAGGAGAUGCAGCGGGAGAGAGAAGACGAUCUGCGCUCUCAGGCUGACAGCCUGGCCAUUCAAAUGGCUGCAAUCCAGUACCAAAAGGCGGAGAAAUGGAGCAAGGUUCUGGAGACUUCCAAAGCCAUGCUCACGCUACAAAGCCUGCUGAUUCAGCAGCUCAGAGAGAGAGAAAAGCUGGAGGAACAGGACAUGACUCUGAGUAUACACAGCCACUGCUUAGGCUUGGAGGAAGCAGAGGAACAACUUCAGAAGGAGAGGACAGAGUUGGACAGCCAGCAAACAUCUGAGCCUGGAAGAGCAUUAAGCAAAAUCCACCAGGACAUCCCUGAGGGAGAGGAGGACAGUCAGAGGGGAGUUGUGUUUCAGCUGCAGUCUGAUUGCAGGAUGGCUUCCAUCCUCCAUGAGGCACUCCACAAGUGUGAGCAGGUCAUCACACUGAUGGCGGAGAGUUUUCAACUUAUGACUGCCAACAAUCAAGGCAAAGAAGAUUUAAAGGAGCAAAUGGAGCUCAAGAGACUUUAUGAAAACUGUGACCAGGAUCUAGAGCUUGUAUCUCAGCUGGUCAAACAGAGUCAGGUGUCCAUCGAAGUCGUCCUGGAAGCCCUGCGCCUCCUACUGCCAACCCUGCCGGAAAGUGAGCUCCUCUCAAUCACGGACACCCUCUGCCCCAAACAACAUCCUGGUGCCGCCUCUAGAGAGCACGAGCCCUCUGGGUGUGCGGGGGAGCAGAGCAGGGACCUUCCUCUCAGGCUGAGGACAGAUGUGCUGCAGAGUAACCCGCCCAGCAUGCCCGGUGGUACAGCGGAAGCAGAGAGACUCCAGCAAAAGAGGCAAAGCCUAAUGGAAAAACUGCUCCCCCGAUCGCACCCUCUUCUUCCAAGAGGUGCCGCUCCAUCGCUAGCUGAGGACAAAGGAAAGCAGACCAGACUCAUCAAAGCGCAGCAGCCUCUUUCUGAAGCCGCCAUGGCCGUCAGACCGCUGCAGAGCCCCGGGCCGGACACGGCCAGGGCAGAACCCAACAGCACAGCAGAGCAAAACGUGACUCCAGCCUCUGCCUGCACCAGCCCUGCCACCGCGGAGCGGCUUUUUGUGUUCCGGGAUCUGCCUGAGUCAUGUGACAGAAAGGCCUGCCCUCGCCUCUGGCUGCAGUGGUUUGCUCAGAGGCUGGCCGACAUGGCGCUGGGACUGGCUGCGCUCCUGUUCUCGCUGGGUCUGGUGCUCCGGGCGGACUGCGCGCCUCCAACCUGCUACUCCAGAGCGCUCAGCCUGAGCAAGGAGCUCAUGACUCUGCUGGACAAGAUCCACAACUACCACCGCACCAAAACGUGUGCUGAGGUUCUACCGACGAUCUUCCUGGAUGUGCAUAACUCAUGCAUCACCAACAAGCUCCGGGACUUUCUCUACGUGGUACUGAACCAUCCCAACCAGCCCUGCAGGGAGCGGCCCAGAAUGGUGAUGCUGAAGCGUAAAAUGCAGAACCUCUACACCAUCAUCACCAGGGUUUGCUUUCGGGAUUUGGUGUUCUUCACAGACGACUGCAACGCGAUUGAUACUGGACACAGCAGCCCUCACUACGGAGACGACCGGCUGCAGCUGCUGCAGGAGGAGAGAUGAGCCGCCGUAUUCAUAGCAAAUCCGUAGUGACCAAAACGUAGAACCAGUAGAGCAUGUAGUAUUUCCCAGCAAAGCUUCGGCCGGUUCAGGUGCAGCGUAAGUUUUAUGUGGCUUUUUGGCGCACAAUGCUGAUUCUUGUCCUAUACCCAUGCUGGCUGUGCCCCAACUACAGAUUCAUGUCAGGGGGACAUGUGUGCUUACAUUCCAGCGAGAAGUGCAGAACUUUCCACAGGAAAUGAGCUGAAUGCCAACCAUGCCGAUGAAAACCUUGUAAUAAUAAACCAAUAAGAGAUGCUUGUGAGCGGGGCUUAACCGCUGCUUGCUUAGCCGGCCUGAUCAAAGGAUCCUGGGCCAUUAAGAGAAAUAUGUUGCAUUUCCGUAACUAACGUGUCUUAAAGAAGCGCUUUAUGGCAUCCUGCAGACAUCUGAGGGGUCGAACAUUGUGGUUAAAAAGUUAUGUAAGUAAUGAAAGUCCUAAGCAUGGCGUCUCCAGUCUCAGCUGAACACCAUGUUCCCCGAGGAGUUGUGAUGUUUUUGAUGUUUGUCCUGAAGUUGGAUAGAUUUUUGUGUUUGUAUGCGUGAAUAUGAAGUAAGGGUACCCAUACUCAAACAUGUCAGAAGUAUAAUCCUUUGUAUGUGUAACCUACUUACAAUUUAUUACAUAUACAUAUAUAUGUGUGUUUAAUAAAACUUUUGUUUUUGUAUCAA